Cynoglossus semilaevis (tongue sole) is the source of this 4780-nucleotide messenger RNA. RefSeq names its product mannosidase, alpha, class 2A, member 2 (gene man2a2). The transcript has 24 exons. Gene Ontology annotation, biological process: N-glycan processing; protein deglycosylation; mannose metabolic process. Gene Ontology annotation, cellular component: Golgi membrane. The record is from RefSeq and is a predicted model, not a curated record. Bases 944 to 4480 code for a protein of 1178 amino acids. Lineage: Eukaryota; Metazoa; Chordata; Actinopteri; Pleuronectiformes; Cynoglossidae. Gene Ontology annotation, molecular function: carbohydrate binding; alpha-mannosidase activity.
ACAGUCCUCCGCGGUUGAUUGUAGAGAAAGCUAGCAGCUAGAGCUCUGGGUAGUCUGUCAGUCUUCAGCUAAAGCACAUACACAUGCAAGUACACUCUGCUGGGCGUUCGACUCUUGCGGAAAACCCUUUUAAAUGGCUGCAGGAGAACCUCACUUGGGAAUCCACGUGUGAUCGGGAAAGGAUGCCCUGCCCAUGCCACUGCUGCUGAUAUGCAGCUGAUAUACUGUAACCAUACCGCUGAGAGAAUAAUGACGUUCCUCAUUUUGAUUCUUGGAGCUGUUUUUGUGCAUAGUUGAAACUUAAAGAGCUCCAGCUCUGAAUUAAGCCAUUCUCAUUCAUUUUUUUAAACCACUGCAUUACAGUGUGGUGUAGCACACUGUUAUGAUUGUGGAGGACAAGUUUGCCAAAGGGAAUCCUUGCUGUUCUGGAUGAUUAGAGUGUUCUCUGUGAUCGAAGGCAGAGCAAGGAGGGCAGAGCCACUGCAAGACCCAUCAUGCCGCAGGAACACUAGGCUCCCUGUUUAGACUGUCUCUGUGUGGCACUUUUUUUCCCUCCUCCUGCAAUCUCAUCAGUCUGCUUUGUUAAGCACAGCGACUACUUUGAACCAAACCAGUGGUCGUGGUUCAGCAAAAGCUGAGGAACUUUUUUUUUUGCCACUAAUCUGAUUUAACAUUCUUGCCGUCUUCUCCCGGUGCUGAUGCUGUGGAUCCCGUCCCUGUGGUCUCCAGUAUGAUGAGUGAUGCCUUUGGGCAAUUUAGAAUUAGAACUGAAGAAAUAUUUCAUGUGCUAUUGGUUAAUUUAUAUAUUUCUUGUGCACUUUAAAAGACUGUGUUCCAGUUUUUCAAGGACCUUUAUACCACUGUGUUGGAAAAAAACACAACACAACUCAUUAAAGGCCAUUUGUUAAUUAAAAACCCUGAAAGGAGACUGUCCCAGAGGAGAAUGAAGCUAAGGAAACAAGUGACAGUGUUUGGAGGUGCCAUAUUCUGUGUGGCUGUGUUUUCUCUGUACCUGAUGUUGGAUCGAGUCCAACAUGACCCCGCAAGGCGACAGAAUGGGGGAAACUUUCCAAGGAGCCAGAUCUCAGUUCUGCAGAACCGGAUAGAGCAGCUGGAGCAGCUCCUGGAGGAAAACCACCAAAUCAUAAGCCACAUAAAGGACUCUGUGAUGGAGCUAACAGACACUGGAGCUGUGUCUCCCAGUGGCCACCUGCCAUUCAGAAGUGCCAAUGGUUCCUGGGUCUUGCCGUUUGACGGUCGCCCCACUUUCUUCGCUGUCAAACCACAAGAUUGCCAGUUUGCUAUGAGCAACCGUGGUCAAGCAGAUGUUCAGAUGCUGGACGUUUACUCCCUGCUCAAGUUUGACAACCCUGAUGGUGGUGUAUGGAAGCAGGGCUUUGAUAUCACCUACGACCCCAAAGAGUGGGACAAGGAGCCACUUCAGGUUUUCGUGGUCCCCCACUCGCACAAUGACCCAGGUUGGAUCAAAACGUUCGAUAAAUACUUUGUAGACCAGACACAGCAUAUUUUAAACAACAUGGUGGUGAAACUGCCUGAAGAUCCACGCAGGAAGUUCAUCUGGUCCGAGAUUUCUUUCUUCUCCAAGUGGUGGGAGACGGCAGAUGCACACAAACAGGAAGCUGUGCGCAAACUAAUCCACGGAGGGCAGCUAGAGAUUGUGACGGGAGGCUGGGUGAUGACUGAUGAAGCCAAUGUUCACUACUUUGCUAUGAUAGACCAGCUCAUUGAAGGACAUCAAUGGCUUGAAAAAAAUCUGGGCAUAACUCCUCAAAGUGGUUGGGCAGUAGAUCCUUUUGGUCACAGUGCUACAAUGCCAUAUCUCCUGAAGAGGGCAAACCUGACCAGCAUGCUCAUCCAGAGAGUGCACUACUCUAUCAAAAAGCACUUUGCGUCUACCCGCAGCCUAGAGUUUAUGUGGAGGCAGGCAUGGGACACUGGGUCAAGCACGGACAUGUUUUGCCACAUGAUGCCCUUCUACAGCUAUGAUGUACCCCACACCUGUGGGCCUGACCCAAAGAUCUGCUGCCAGUUCGACUUCAAGAGGCUACCAGGGGGUCGCAUCAACUGUCCCUGGAAAGUGCCACCGAAGUCUGUGGUGGAAGCCAAUGUAGCAGAGAGGGCGAAUCUGCUCCUUGAUCAGUACCGUAAAAAGUCUAAACUGUACCGCAGCAAGGUACUUCUCAUUCCACUGGGUGACGACUUCCGCUAUGACAAGGCGUUGGAGUGGGAUCAGCAGUACAUGAACUACCAGAAGCUGUUUGACUACAUGAACUCUCACCCUGAAAUGCAUGUACAGGCCCAGUUUGGGACUCUUUCAGACUACUUUAAUGCUGUGUACAAAGCACAGGGAGUGUCUCCGGGAUCCCGACCUACAGAUUUCCCAGUGCUGAGUGGGGAUUUUUUCGCUUACGCAGAUCGAGAAGAUCACUACUGGACUGGCUAUUUCACCUCCAGGCCGUUUUACAAAAGCUUGGAUCGUGUGAUUGAGUCACACCUGAGAGGAGCUGAGAUCCUGUACAGUCUGGCCGUCGCCAAUGCUCGACAUGCGGGCAUGGAAGGACGCUACCCAGUCUCGGAUUACGCCCUGCUAGUGGACGCGAGGCGGUCUGUCAGCCUUUUUCAACAUCACGAUGCUGUCACUGGCACUGCCAAAGAGAAUGUUGUGAUUGAUUAUGGCACCAGGUUACUACGUUCACUCAUUGGUCUGAAGAGAGUUAUCAUCAACGCUGCUCAUUUCUUGGUGAUGAAGAACAAAGAGUUUUAUCGCUUUUACCAGACGGAGCCUUUCUUGGAGACAGAUGAUAGACGCGCAACUCAAGACUCUCUGCCUCAGCGAACUUUAAUCGAGGUUGACACAGCAGGCCCCAGGUACCUGGUUCUUUUCAACCCUGUUGAGCAGGAGCGCCUGUGUGUGGUGACUGUGCUUGUGAACACAGUCAGGGUGAGGAUACUCACUGAAGAUGGACAGACCCUCCCUGUGCAGCUGAGCGCUCAAUGGAGCACUGCCACUAAAAUAAGUGCAGAAGUGUUUGAGGCUACGUUCAUGGUGCGUCUGCCGCCCCUUGGCCUUGCGGUUUUCCACGUCUAUGACUCUCCAGAUUCACCCAUGACAAUCAGAUCUGACACACUUCUCCGACUGCCUGGAAGGAACGCAGCUGCUCAUGCGGAGGACCCUCUUCCUGUUCGCUCUCAGCUGUCUGACUCACAGACCUUCUACAUCAGCAGUCAGUCUCUCACACUUGGCUUCUCAGGAACCACAGGCCUGUUGGAGAGUAUAAAGUAUAAAGAUGAUCCGCAGGAGGUAAAGGUUCAAAUGCAGUUUGUGGUUUAUGGUACUCGCCCAUCGAAGGACAAAAGCGGGGCUUACCUCUUCCUCCCCGAUGGCAAGGCUAAGCCCUACCACCAGAAAGAACCCGCAGUAGUGCGUGUGGUCGAAGGUCCUCUCUUCUCGGAGGUGGUGGCACAAUACCAGCAUUUUCAGCAGAACAUUCGCAUCCACAAUGUUCCAGGAGUGGAUGGGCUGUCUCUAGACAUCACGACCAUGGUGGACAUAAGAGAUCUGAUCAAUAAGGAGCUGGCCAUGCGACUGGUCACCGACAUCCAAAGUGGAGAUGUUUUCUACACAGACCUCAAUGGUUUCCAGGUGCAGCCACGUCGUCGCCACAUGAAACUGCCAUUGCAGGCCAACUUUUAUCCCAUGCCGAGUCAGGCCUACAUCCAGGACAGUCAUCAUCGCCUCACGCUGCACACAGCUCAGUCUUUGGGGGUCAGCAGCUUGGAGACUGGUCAGCUUGAAGUGAUUAUGGACCGACGACUAAUGCAGGAUGACAAUCGUGGCCUGGGCCAGGGAGUCAAGGACAAUAAAAAGACGGCUAACCGUUUCCGUCUGCAGCUGGAGCGCAGGUCCACAGGCAACCAGCAUGAUGGUGUUUUUGCCAGACUGUCCUCAUUGUUUAGUUCAUUCGUCUCCAUGUUCCUAACUGAUGGAGUUCAAGAGAUGAGGGACAGCACAACAACAAGCUUCCCAUCGAUACUGAGCCACAUGACCAACGCCAUCCUGAAUCACGAGGUGUUGGCGUUGCCUGUUCUGCCCAAAAGACGGGGCAUUCCACCUUUGCAAACUUUCGCUCCCCUCAAGUCCAUCCUUCCUUGUGACUUCUUCCUCGUGAACCUGCGCAGCAUCCAGAGCCAGUCGGACCCACAUUUACCGUCUCCACAUACAGCCUUAAUCGUUCACCGCCUGGCAAUGGACUGUGGCCUUGAAUCUCAAAACCUGGGUUUCAACUGCACCACCACCCAAGGACAGCUUAACAUUUCGGGCCUUUUUAAGAAUCUAGACCUGCAACUCCUCCAGCCCAUGUCCUUGACUCUGAUGCAUCCUGGGAUGCCGCUGGCCAACGACUCCAUUGUCAGUCUGGACCCCAUGGAGAUUUCAGCCUUUAAAGUCAAACUUUGCUAAGAGCUGUCCUGACUAGAAAAAACAACAAUAAUAAAAAAAAUACAAAUAAAACCCAGUCAACUCUUCAGACCAAAAGCCAGGCCUGGGUUGGGCCACAGAGUGUACUGCAGGACCCUGGGUUUGGCUAUAUGACUCAAACAGAACCAGAAGCACCUACAGGAAAGGGGGACACUUCACUGCAACAGUACUGAGUGAACAGCAGGGGGCAGAGAGUCGCUGUUCCACAGCAGCAGCAGCAGUGAUGUAAACUGUUAGCUGAAGAUCAGCUGAGGAGGCUGUAGUAGCUUGUCAGAUGCAUCA